Adineta ricciae is the source of this 1821-nucleotide messenger RNA. NCBI's taxonomy places the organism in Eukaryota, Metazoa, Rotifera, Eurotatoria, Adinetida, Adinetidae. The record is from the annotation of a GenBank genome assembly.
AUGAUAGGAAGCACACAUGACAUAAUUAAAACGACGUUCAACUUACAUUCAAAAACAAAUCGUCGUUUAUAUUCUGGAGAUAAAUAUCCAUUAACAUAUUUACUUGAUUAUCAGACAAUUCACGAAUAUUAUUAUUCAAAACAGCCAACUUAUGGGAAACGUUUUAAGAUUUCAUUUGCUUUACUGACGACAUUUGUUCUGAUAUGUACAAUAGUUUUUCGAGUGCACAUCUAUGCCUACAAUUCAUUUUUUGGUCCAUUUCAUCUUGAUUUAAAUGGUUUUAUUCAACAUGUGAAAGAUUAUGAUAAUGGUCAAUCGUGGUUUAAAAGAAUUGAAUAUAUUCAAGUUGAAUUAGGUCAAAAUAACAUCCAAAAUCCAUCGAAUACAUAUGAAACUCUCCGGAGGUAUUCGGAUCCUUUCACACGGCGGCGUCAUAUAGCAACAUAUAAGAAGACGAAAACACCUGCAAUCUAUGUUAAAUUACCGACACGAGCACAAACGCGCUUUCAUGAACGUCUUCCAUUUGAUUUUUCGUUGUAUUCCGUCCGUACAUUACGGUGUAUUGUUAGCAAGCUUUCAAAUGGCUCUGAAUCAGUGCAUCAAACAUGGAUUGAAAAAUCUGAAUAUGUAAAAUAUAUCAAUGAACAAUAUUCGAAGAAUUCUGUUCAAUUUAAUACAUUAGUCAUAUCCAAAUGUGGUAUUGUUAUCGGAUAUCUCUAUCGACCACUGUAUGAAAAGGCUUUUUAUCCUACAAGAGAACAUUCAUUUUCCUCAAAAGAUAUAGCCUUUGAUAUGACACAUCAAUAUUUCUCGUUCUAUUCAUUAGUUAUUGUUACUUUUAUAUUUCUGUGCUUAUUUCUUAUACCUUUAUCUUACUUGAUAUUAUAUGUGAAUAACAUUACUUGUCGAACACUUCUCCGUAGAUAUGGCUUGUUCUCAUUUCCUUUAGCUUUGUCACAAGAUGUUGUUGACGAACUUUGGUUGUUAAAUAUCGAUAAACCAGUACACGAACAAUUAUUGCAAUUGGAUGAAAUGAUCCAAGGCACUAAACAUAAAUUUCAAAAUCAGUUGUUUAUUAUUGAAAAUCAACUGGGCGAACUAUUUGUUGUCCUGCUCCGAGUUCAUCUUCGAAAGACGGUAUUUCUAGAAGAUAAGGCAUCACCAUUUAUCAUUUGUCCUGUCACUAAUAUAAACAAAAUAGUUGAAGAGACAGGUAUCUGCUAUGGAAUAGAUUUAUCAUGGAUACCAUGGACGUCCAUAAUGACUUACGAGCACAAUUAUUCAAAUUGGUUACAUUUAACACUAAUGGAAAUCAGCGAUUAUUACAAGAAGCAAUACCAAUAUCGUCUUGAACAUGAACAUGAAGUAAUGCCGCUAUUCUAUUCAAACUUUUCAAAUUUUCAACGGCAACGCAAGCCAAAAACAGAACAGGAAGUGAAAUUCGAAAAAUACGUUCACGAAGAAGAAAAUGAUCAACGUUUAAAACGUGAGCGACAAAGCUUCUAUGAACGUCUUACGAAUCCGACAAUUUCUGCUUCACCUCAAUUUAUUGCAAAUUUUCGAAUGAAAGAAAAAACACAAGUUGAUACGACGAUGGAAAACGAAGGUAAUGAAUGCGUUAUUUGUUUAGAGUCUUUCAAACAGGGUGAUUCAUACGAAGAAUGGCCAUGUCCGUCUCCGAUACCGCACAUCUUUCAUUACGAUUGUAUGUUAGACUACUUACGAAGUAAACAUACGUGUCCAAUUUGUCGACAUCCAGUCGAACCUUCUCAAUUCCGUGAUGAUGGGGUUUUACAAUUUCUUAUGAGAUUCAAUACAUGA